UCCCCUUCGUCCGACUCCGAGAAAGAACCACCGCAGGGCACCGGCCGCCCGCAAGGAAUGGCGGCAGCGAUCAUCAUGCCUCCACAUACAGACCCACCACGGCCAGCCACAGCGAGUAAUCCCACCGCUCCCGCUUCCCAUCCCCAACGCCAGCGAGACGCCCCGACACCGUCCCUACGCGCGCUCUUCCUCCGCGCCGUGGACCCUUCCCGCCCCUCGUCAUGGUCCACGGCCGUCGCUGAUCUUCUCUCCUCCGGUGACCCCGUCGCCGCGCUGGCCGUGUUCGCUGCCGCCCUCCGAGCCAACCCCGCUGCGCUCCGGCCGGCCCUGCCCCCAGCCCUUCGCGCCGCCGCCGCCGCCACCUCCCUCUCCGCCGGUCGCCAGCUCCACCUCCUCGCGCUCCGCUCGGGCCUCUUCCCCUCCGACGCCUACUGCGCCUCCGCCCUCCUCCACAUGUACCACCAUUGCUUCCGUCCCCUCGAUGCCCGCAGGGCGUUCGACGAAAUCCCCACCCCCAACCCCGUCAUUGUCACUGCCAUGGCGUCCGGUUGCAUGCGCAACAACCUCGUAUAUACCACGCUCUCUAUCUUCCGCUCCAUGGUGGCCUCUGGUUCUGCGGGAGUGGUCGACGAGGCGGCUGCACUGGUAGCGCUCUCUGCAUCUGCUCGUGUCCCUGACCGUGGCAUUACCGGUGGUAUUCAUGCACUUGUCUCCAAGAUUGGCUUGGACGGGCAGACAGGGGUAGCAAACACGAUAAUAGACGCGUAUGCAAAGGGCGGUGGUCAUGACCUGGGGGCUGCGAGGAAGCUCUUUGAUAUGAUGGAUAGGGAUGUGGUGUCCUGGAACACGAUGAUUGCAUUAUACGCGCAGAAUGGACUGUCAACUGAGGCACUUGGGUUGUAUAGCAAGAUGCUGAUUGUGGGAGGUGAUGUUAGAUGCAAUGCGGUAACCUUGUCAGCCGUGCUAUUGGCCUGUGCGCAUGCAGGGGCAAUACAAACUGGAAAGCGCAUCCAUAAUCAGGUGGUAAGAAUGGGGUUGGAGGACAAUGUCUAUGUUGGGACUUCUGUAGUUGAUAUGUACAGCAAGUGUGGAAAAGUUGAAAUGGCAUGGAAAGCCUUUCAAAAAAUUAAGGGAAAGAAUAUCCUUUCAUGGUCUGCCAUGAUUGCUGGCUAUGGCAUGCAUGGAUAUGGCCAAGAAGCCCUUCAUGUUUUCACUGACAUGAGGAAGUCAGGGCUAAAGCCAAACUACAUAACCUUUAUCACAGUUUUAGCUGCUUGCAGUCAUGCUGGUCUUUUGAGUGAGGGCCGUUAUUGGUACAAUACCAUGAAAACUGAGUUCGGAAUUGAACCUGGUGUCGAGCACUAUGGAUGCAUGGUCGAUCUUCUUGGCCGUGCUGGUUGUCUUGAUGAAGCUUAUGGCCUUAUUAAAGAAAUGAAAGUCAAACCUGAUGCUGCUUUGUGGGGAGCUCUUCUUAGUGCAUGCCGAAUAUACAAAAAUGUUGAGUUGGCAAAAAUUUGUGCAGAAAGAUUGUUUGAGUUGGAUGCAACUAACUCUGGGUAUUAUGUUCUCUUGUCAAAUAUAUAUGCAGAAGCUGGAAUGUGGAAAGAAGUGGAAAGAAUGAGAGUUCUGGUUAAAACCAGAGGAAUAGAAAAACCUCCAGGGUAUAGCUCGGUUGAGUUGAAAGGUAAAACCCAUUUGUUUUAUGUUGGGGACAAGAGUCAUCCACAGUACAAGGAAAUCUAUGCUUAUUUGGAGAAAUUGCUUGAGAGAAUUCAUGAUGCAGGCUAUGUACCAAACACAGGUUCUGUUCUUCAUGAUUUGGAUGUAGAAGAGAGAGAAUCCAUGUUGCGCAUCCAUAGUGAAAAGCUUGCUGUUGCCUUUGCCCUGAUGAACUCUGUACAAGGGUCAGUAAUCCAUGUCAUAAAGAAUCUCCGGGUCUGCACUGAUUGCCAUGCAGCAAUAAAGAUUAUUACAAAGCUUACUGGACGAGAGAUAAUUAUUAGAGACCUAAAGCGCUUUCAUCAUUUCAAGGAUGGAUUAUGCUCAUGUGGGGAUUAUUGGUGACAUUAUGCAAAGAAGCUUAGUUUGUGAUGCCAUAUUGGUAGUAUCAGAAUAUCACAAAUUGAGAUAACUGUUUACGAUACUCUCAGUGCAUCUGUCCAUCCAGGACACAAAGGCCAAUACAUCAGUGAGAUAGUUUAUAACUUCUCAACCUGAUUAGGAUAAAAUGGUCUGAACUACAUAGCUAGCUGACGCAGUUGGUCAACUUAUCUGUGGUGAAGAUGAAGGACAUUAGGGCUUUCAAUAGUCCUGCACAAUACACUUGCACUUUCAUGUGCAAGACAUGGAUUUUUAUCAUGAUAUGAAGGGCUUGUAACAUAAUGGCUCAGCCUUGACCAUUUGUAGAAGCAGCACAAAGUCAUUUUGAAGUACAUGGAUUUCUGUGAGGAUUAAUUUUUUUAAUAUUUACUUGUGUUGAGAAAUAGAAGGGAGUGGUGAGAGCUAUCUCGUUGAAACACCAGGUUACGUGUUAGAAGCAGCAUCUCCGCAUUUGCAGUGGGAGGCUUGCCUCGGUUUAUCCCUUCCCCUAUCCUACUCAUGUAGGAGCCUCCGACAGCAGGUCUGUCCCCUUUUUACAUGUGAUGACAAACACUGCACACUUCAGAAGCAUGGAUUUGUCAAUCCCAGAAAUGUGCCCCAGAGAGUAAAAUUGGGACAUGACCAUUUCUCAAUAUCAACUCUGUUCCAUAACAUCAUAGAAGCCACAAUCCCAUUGCUUAGCCCAUGCCCUGUCAAACAUGGCAUGCCUGGAGGCGACAGGGAUGUGCAUACGAGGUGAACAGAUCUGCUGGAUGGUGCAUCACAUGGAAGGCAUGAUUUCGACGUGGUCUCCCAUUUACCAAAUCAGCUGUCGACAGUUGGCACCACUGUUCCUCCUCUUCCUCAAAUUAUCUGACCGAAGUAAUCCAACAAAGAAGACAAGGGGUGUAGCAGAAACGGAGGGAGCACAGAGUACACGCUUGUGUUCAAGUGUUUGUCUCGGUGAUUUUGGUUAGGAGAAAUGAAGAAUAGGGGUGAAGGGUUUGAUUUUGUGUUGUAGGGUUUUAUUUUUUUUCGGUUGCAAGGAUCCAAGUUGAAUUGUUAGAAUUUGUACCGAGUUUCCUAUAUCUGUUGAAUUAAUAGGUGUAUGUGGUAUUCAAUUAGGUCCCGUUUGUUCCUUUCAUUUUGAGGAAUUGAAAUCUUACUAAUAGAAUAAGCUAUUUUUUUAGAAUGUGACA
Molecule: messenger RNA, 3278 nt
Organism: Zea mays
Lineage: Eukaryota; Viridiplantae; Streptophyta; Magnoliopsida; Poales; Poaceae
Product: pentatricopeptide repeat-containing protein At3g26782, mitochondrial
Exons: 3
Coding region: 58-2064 (668 amino acids)
Biological process (GO): RNA modification
Molecular function (GO): RNA binding; zinc ion binding; protein binding
Source: RefSeq, a predicted model, not a curated record